Molecule: messenger RNA, 1185 nt
Organism: Musa acuminata subsp. malaccensis (wild Malaysian banana)
Lineage: Eukaryota; Viridiplantae; Streptophyta; Magnoliopsida; Zingiberales; Musaceae
Source: RefSeq, a predicted model, not a curated record
CUUGAACGAGACGGCAGCGGCGGCGGCAGCAGCAGCCGUAAGGAAAAGUCGGAACACGAUGCGAAGAGCGAGAGGCUGGGGCUUGGCCGCGAGGGCCGGGACGGGGUUUGGAGAAGGCGGUAGGAACGAAGGCAGAGCCCUGUGAGGUGGGUCACCCCGACGGAAGUAUUCGGGCGACUUCUUCGACGCUUCCAUGUAUCUGUGUGGCGAUAGCAGCUUGAGAAUGGUAUUUCGAAGACAACCAGCCGAGCAAACGUAGAUUCCGAUUUGAUUACUGAGAACAAGAGCAAGGAAUAAACGGAGAGGGCUCGAUCAAGCGUUUUGUUUUGCAGAACGAACGCGAGAGUUCAAUAGCAUCCGAUUCUCCCUUGUCCGGGCCAAGGAAAAGCUUUUGCCCAACGCAGAAGGAAAGACGAUGCUGACCGCUUCUCUCUGACGCCCCGUCCAACUAUUUAUAUGCGCCUCGUCUCGUCGCCCGACUCAUGGAACAAAGGAUCUGUGCAGGGUGAAUUCAGGAACCGCUCCAUGGCUCAAAUACUCAAAGGACUAUGGGAGAGGGUCCAAGGUAAGUGGCAUCUGAAGAUAAUAUGUAGCCAUGUUUUUAACCAAUAUGCUGGUAAUAAGCCACUCAUGGCGUUGGAAAAGCUCCACGUUGCAACAUUACGGGUUUUUGACUCUCUGAACAAGAAUCUCCUCGGUCCUCAUAAGCAACCUCCAUCUGCAUCGGCUAUUGCCAACAAAGAAAAAGAGUACAGGAAGACCAAAACUGAAAUAAACGAGAAUGAGUUCUAUGAAACAAUUUUGGAAUGGACGAGUAAAGAUUUGCGCAUAUAUACGGUGAAUAAAAUCAUUCUUGCUUGUCUGGCAUCGCCCGCGCUGACCAUCGUGACAAAGAACGCGGGCAAGCGAGUGCCAAGGAUCGGACAUGUCGUGGAGAAGAUUCCAGCUCCUGUGUUAUUCUCAGCUUACUCUGCGUUGCUUGUGUUCCUCCCAGAUAUCCGUGUUGAGUAGGAGAAAGUAUCCAAGUUUAAACAACUUCCCUGGUGUGUUCAAGCAGGAUCAGUAUCACUAUGUUUUGUGAUGUUUUAUAAGGAUUGUAUUACAAGAACAAUUAAAUAAAUAUGCGACAAGCUGGAUAGCUUCUGUGCAGAAUGGUAUUACAUAUUAAUUUGGGUGAUUUUACGA